Pocillopora damicornis (cauliflower coral) is the source of this 1188-nucleotide messenger RNA. RefSeq lists its product as uncharacterized. NCBI's taxonomy places the organism in Eukaryota, Metazoa, Cnidaria, Anthozoa, Scleractinia, Pocilloporidae. The record is from RefSeq and is a predicted model, not a curated record.
UCUCAUAUCCUCAUAUCCAGUGCUACACGGGAGUUAGCCACAAAUUCAACAUGGUUCUACAGCAAUGCUUGGCAUGCAACGCAAUGAUGACUGAAUCUUGCCGGACAUGCGUAUGUGGUCACGUGCUCGAAGACGUCAAAGCAAUCGCGGGAAAAAGAUUCUCGGAAUACCGCGUUGAGCUGUAUUCACGCCUGGAAAACAAGAGAAUAAAGCAGUUGGUAAGAACAAACAGAAAAGCGAGCGGAAAGGAAACUACCCGACAGCCUCUGAAAGAACGCAAGAGCAACCCAAAAGAAUUCUUAGCUGUUACUUCAGCACUUAAACCCAAGACCUGUCCACUUGGCUCAAAAACAUAUCACCGAAGACCAAAAGGCAAACGUCUUUCGCGCCCUGUCAACACGCCAUCCAGCGAAACAACCUCUGUGCCACCUGAACUAGUGUCCAGGUUUCCGAGUGCUCUGCAAGAAAUUAACAGAAGAUUGACAGGACAGAACUUGAUAUGGUGGACAAUGCAGUUAUCAUAAAAGCUACGCCAACGGUGAAAGAACCAAAGAGGGCAUCAAGAGGAGAACUCAAACCCAUGAUGUAACUCACGUGUCGCUUUUGGAUUUUAUCCCAUGAUGCAGCAUAAACCUGGUAGCCGUAAUUGACUGAUUUUUCGGUCUACGGCUGGUUUGAGAAAAAAAUUAAAAAAAAAAACAAAGCGGUAACUCGCUUUCGUACGAGGCAACCCUAGAAAGCUUAGGGUUGUUUAACCAAACAGAAAAAAAACAACUACAUCCCAGUCCUGAAAUGUGUCACGCGGACUGCGUAGGUGCUUUCACUGAAAAGAUGAGCCGAAAAAUACUCGUGCAAACCUUGAUAUGAGUAACUUUUCUAUCUAAGUGAGGAGACAACGGAAUUGAUAAAAUGCGGAGGAUUUAUUGAUGGGCUUUAAGGCUGAUGGACGAUUUAACGGAUAGACCACAAUUUCAAGCAAGGAAAGAAAUUGUCAGGCGUGGAAGCUGUUUUCAAUCCCAUAUACAAUUAGGGAGUCAUUGCUAUUUUGAGCAAAGCAAAAUAGGCGUCAUAGGACUCCUGCUUGAUCAUGUCAUGACAAACAUUUGUUGCCAAAAACAAAGGUUACAUCAUGAAUGUCUCGAAAAUGAAACUUAUGCUGGUUGAAAUAAAAAAAAAUUGACAAUGCUU